Molecule: messenger RNA, 927 nt
Organism: Agrilus planipennis (emerald ash borer)
Lineage: Eukaryota; Metazoa; Arthropoda; Insecta; Coleoptera; Buprestidae
Gene: mRpL46
Product: 39S ribosomal protein L46, mitochondrial
Exons: 6
Coding region: 76-861 (261 amino acids)
Cellular component (GO): mitochondrial large ribosomal subunit
Molecular function (GO): structural constituent of ribosome
Source: RefSeq, a predicted model, not a curated record
UAUACAUAACCUAAUACUUUAACCCAUCUUUAACCUCAAAAAUUCAAUAUUAUUUAAGCUUUGCAGCUUAAUAGAAUGAUUAGAACAUAUGCAUUUUUAGCAAAAACGUCAUCCCAAAUAUUAAAUUCAGCAUCUUACAGUUCUGUACAAGUUGCACAAAAAUGGGAUUUAUUUGCUGCAGUUUGUUUAGAACGUUGUCCGAUUAUAACACCGCCACUAAGUGAUAUUGAAGUGAAAGUUAAAAAAAUGUUUGCAGAUAUUGAACUAGAGCGAAGUUAUAAAAAUGACUGGGAGCUAAGACAUGAACAGGAACAAAACAUAAGUCAGCAGCUUAAAAAAGGAGAAGAAGUAGAGGUUUCAACUUUACAAACGGUUCAAGAUUUUAUUGAUGCAGCAACUGAAGCCAGAUCAAAGUUUAAGGAAGCUGAUAGAUUGACAGAAGCAGAUAAAGCAAAUGAUGUUACUUCUUUAUCUAGAAAAUUAGACAAGCAUCUGGUUCUUCUGGUACAGCACAAUUUGAAUAAUAAAAAUUACUAUUUAUUACCCCAAGGCAAGCGAAAAGAGGGUGAAACUUUACGACAGACUGCUGAAAGGAUUUUAAAAGAGAGUUGUGGAACAGAAAUCAGAGCUCAAUUUUUUGGAAAUGCACCUGCAGGGUUUUAUAAAUACAAAUACCCAAAUGAAAUUAGGAGCAAAACUGGUUCAGUGGGUGCUAAGAUUUUCAUAUACGCAGCUCAUCACAAGGACGGACAAGUUAACAAAAAGGAUUCUAAGUUUAAAUGGUUAGACAGACACGAAUUAGAAAAGGAAUUGCCCGAUAAUUAUCAUAAAAGUGUUUCGGCAUUUUUAAUAGAUGAAUAAGUUUAAAGUGUAAUUAUAAUUUGUUAAAUUCAUAAAAUACAUUAAUAAAUUUGUUUUUUAUCUGUA